GAGGUGAUUCCCGCUGAUGGCGCCGCCGCCUCCCGCCGGCACCGAGGCCGUCUGCGCCGCACUCAUCAAAUCCACAUUAACGCAGGACCACCUCCACCUGCUCGCCGCCUCACCCUCCCUCCUCGCCGCCGUGCUCCACCGCCUCUCUCCGCUCCCCUCCGCCGCACUCGCCUUCUUCCGCUCCCUGCCUCCGCCCCACCCGCUCGACGCCUCCCUCGCCCUCCUCCGCCUCCUCGCCCCCCACCCGCGCCACCACCCCUCCGCCCGCUCCCUCCUCCACGACCUCUCCCUCCGCCACCCGCUCUCCUCCCCGCUCCUCCUCCCCUCCCUCCUCGCCGACGCCGACCCCCACAUCCCCAGCUGGCUCCUCCUCGUCCUCUCCCAGUCCGCCCGCCCGCACGAUGCCGUCCGGCUCUUCGACCACAUGCGCGCGCGCUCGAUCGUCCCCGAUCCGCACGCCUGCUCCGCGCUCCUCACCGCGCUGGCGAGGUCCCGGAUGACUGCCACCGCCCGCAAGGUGUUCGACGACAUGACGCGGUCCGGGGUUGCCAUGAACACGCACGUCUACAACGCCAUGCUGCACGUGUGCUUGAAGUCCGGGGACGCCGCGCUUGCUGAGUCUCUCAUGACGAGGAUGGAUGCCGCCGGUGUGCCUCUUGAUAGGUUCUCCUUCAACACCAUGAUCGCGCUCUACUGCAGGAAGGGAAUGCAGUAUGAGGCCAUGUGCGUUCGGGAGCGGAUGGAGAAUGAGGGGGUCAAGGCUGAUGUUGUCACAUGGAACUCCUUCAUCCAUGGCUUGUCUAAGGAGGGCAGGGUGAAGGAGGCAGCUCAGCUGCUUAGGGAGAUGACGGCAGCAGGGGUGGCACCGGACCAUGUGACAUACACCACGCUUGUUGAUGGGUACUGCCGAGCAGGUGAUUUGGGGGAGGCCAUCAGGCUGCGAGAGGAGAUGGAGACAAUGGGGAUGCUACCAGGCGUCGCAACAUACAAUGCGAUUCUCAGGAAGCUAUGUGAAGAUGGUAAGAUGAAGGAGGUCAAUGUGUUGCUUAAUGAGAUGGAUGAGACCAAGGUGCAGGCUGAUCAUGUAACUUGCAACACGCUGAUCAACGCUUACUGCAAGAGGGGGGACAUGACCUCAGCAUGCAAGGUGAAAAGACAGAUGAUGGAGUCUGGGCUGCAGUUGGAUCAUUUCACUUACAAGGCUCUUAUCCAUGGAUUCUGUAAGGCCAAUCAGCUGGAUGAAGCCAAGGAAACCUUGUUUGAGAUGAUGGGUGCAGGAUUUUCACCCAAUUAUAGUGUGUUGUCAUGGAUUGUGGAUGGUUUCUGCAAGAAGAAUAAUGCAAUUGCACUUCUAGCCAUUCCGGAUGAACUUACGAAAAGAGGUUUUCCACCAGAUAAAGCAGUAUAUAGGUCUCUUAUCCGAAGGCUAUGCAAGAAAGGGUUUAUUGAUCUUGCCGGGAAGGUGUUCAAUGAAAUGCUAGGCCAAGGCCUAGAAGUUGACUGUCUUAUUUAUGCUACACUUGCAUGUGCAUAUUUGGCUGCCGGAAAGUCAGGUGCUGCUUUGGAUACCUUGAAUGAGAUGGCGAGGAAGCAAUUGCACAUAACACCCCAGAUUUACAACUGUAUGUGUACCUCUUAUGCUGAUGAGAAGGAAUCGCUUAAUAUGCUCUGGGUUCACGCCAUUGAGAGAGGUCUAAUCACUAAGAGUGUAUACAAAACGAUGCACCAAGCAAGGAUGAAAUCUUCAAAUUCUGCAGUCUAGAAUGCGAGGAGGGGUCUUGCACUUUGGUUGUUUGAUGUCGAUUAAUUGACUAAAUCACCGCAAUUUAGUUAGCAUAUUCAGUUUCUUUGUUGUACACCCCCUUCCUUUAUUUCCCUUUGCACCAUUUAUCUCUGCUGUCUGCUACAGGUGGCACUGUAUUCUUUUACUUGGUAGGACAAAUUGCUAUUGCUUGCUAGUGGUUUGAUUUCAAUCAAUGCCUGCGUGGCAUUUUUAGUUUUAUUUAUAUGAGUAAUACCAUCUUUCUUGUAUCACCUUAAUUAUCAAUACUUUCAUGCCUGCCUGUACACGUAUUAGACCAGUUUUUUGUCUGAUUGAUUAUUCGGUCAAUCAAUUAUUCAGGUUUCUGUUCCAUGUUUUGCUGCUUUAAACUGUUUUUUUUCUUUUUUCACAGAUAAAUAAAGCGGCAAACUUGCAGGUGAUGGAGUGCUUCAAUUCCAACCAAAUCAUGCUGGUGCGAUCGGAUUACCCAGGACCGUAGUAUAAGUUGCUGUGUUUGCACCUGGAUUGCGAGUGCCUAAGAGCUUCGGAGGAGAGCCGCCUCUUCAGCCGCUAGGUGACGGCCUCACAAGGAGGCCAACCGAACGCCUGGCUGCGUUGAGGACUUAACUUUCAUGGCUACCCCUGAGGCACUACACCUGAUUAGGCCAAGCAGGUGGUGCACCAUCACUCAGCAUGAUUCAUUCAUGGCUCAUCUGCUAAUUUGAUUGCAAGAAGAAUAAUGCCAGAGGUGACGAACGAACUUUCUAAAUUCGGUGCUCGCAGGAGGAUCAAAUCAGCAGGUCUUCUCGGCCUAGUCAUAGAUGCGAGCGAUUUGAAAGGUGCCUUGUAAAUUGGAAUGAGUUGUUACUUGGUUUGCUGCGAGGUUUCGCUCAAGACCCCUUCUAUUGGGCCGUGUGUCUAGAUGGGCCACAUCGACGGCCCACCAGAUUAUCAGUCCGGCCCAAGCCGAGAGGAUAAGCAAAGGGGACCGGCGACUCCCGCACUCGCAGCAGCAAUGAUGCCGCCAUUACCUAAGCCCCUACUAUGCCUCCUCGUCACCCCGGUCCCGCCUCCUCCUCGCCUCCGCUUCCGCCGCCUUA
Molecule: messenger RNA, 2862 nt
Organism: Oryza brachyantha (malo sina)
Lineage: Eukaryota; Viridiplantae; Streptophyta; Magnoliopsida; Poales; Poaceae
Product: pentatricopeptide repeat-containing protein At5g38730
Exons: 5
Coding region: 17-1762 (581 amino acids)
Molecular function (GO): protein binding
Source: RefSeq, a predicted model, not a curated record